GUUGUGGUUCAGUUGGUUGAGGCCUCGCUCCAGGGAGCCGCAGAGCAACGUUGGUCCCUAGCCCGUCGGAACAGCUGCUACUCUUCUCAAACAGUUCAACCGUGGCACACUCGGGCCCGUGCAAAAGCUUGCUCGAAGACGGAGCCACGGUUUUUGCCUUGGCUGUUAGCACAAUUUCACGGGUCCAUUCGUAGAGAAGUUCCCCUGCUUCUGUCCCCCACU
This is a messenger RNA of Geodia barretti, 222 nucleotides long. The record is from the annotation of a GenBank genome assembly. NCBI's taxonomy places the organism in Eukaryota, Metazoa, Porifera, Demospongiae, Tetractinellida, Geodiidae.